Messenger RNA from Oppiella nova, 994 nucleotides. NCBI's taxonomy places the organism in Eukaryota, Metazoa, Arthropoda, Arachnida, Sarcoptiformes, Oppiidae. The record is from the annotation of a GenBank genome assembly.
CAUAGUUAGAGACGUGUUAUUAAAUCAUGACUUCAAAUAAUAUGUCUUUAGAAUAGAGUUCGUCUUUCAUGGCAUUGAAUCGUCUCUCUCUCUCUCUCUCCCGCACUCUCACUCAAACACUCUCUCACUUUCACUCGCUUUACGGGUGGAUAAGAGCAUCAAAUUGUUUUGAAGACUGACUACAAAUUGAGGACUAGUUUUGCAUUGAAUUGAAAAGAAAAAGAGGACUUUCUUUCCACUCCUCACACAUACAACUAGUGCUUGAGUUUGAGACCAAAGAUUUUCAUUUGACUAAACAGUCAGAUAUAUAACGGUUUGGCGAUAAGACAUGAGAAGUAUUAUAUUGCUUUCGUUAAUUGGUUUGGCAUUAAGUGCCGAAACCAGAGUCAAAGUCGGAUCAAAGAGAUGGGCCUUUCAUAUAGAGACCAAUGAAGGCAAGAAUGUCCGCAAAGAGUAUACCGAUGAAAAUGGUGUAACUGUCGGCACAUUCAGCUUCAUUGGCGCCGAUAACUCAUCGAAACAACUCCAAUAUAAGUUUGAAUUGACUGCCGAUGAACCCGACAUAUCAUUCAAAGUGGUCCCAGAAAACGCUGAAACCCCUGAAUCGGCGGCAAAAGAAACUGAAGGUCGAAGUGAUCAGGAUAACUCUAAUAACGCUAAUAACGCUAAUGCUACACUAGCUACUACUGAACCAAAUUACGAGUCCAUAAACGGCGAGGAGGAGUUCACUGGACACGUCUCACUAAGAGUGGGAAAAUCUGUUUACUUUAUAAACUUCUUAAGCGGUGAUAAGACUGCGGCCCGCGAGGAGGCAUUUGAUGAGAAUGGACUCAUUUAUGGCAAAUACACGUAUUUCAACGAGGCUAAACUGUCCAAGAUUGUCGUUAAUUACAAAUUCAAUUCCUCUGGAAGUGAUCCCACAUUUGAGGUCUCGUUGUAUAAGAAGAAUGAACCGAAUCGUCUCAAUCCACUCGAAAAUGAAUCAAAUAAAUAA